UCGGGAGGUUCGGGACGUUUCGCGAACGGCCGGUAGUUUCCAGGCCGAACCGGCCGGUGAUCAGAAUUUUUUUUUUUUUUUUUUUUACCCACAGCAGCGCUCGCGGCCACAGGGGCAGACAGUGAUGGUCGGUCGGAGCUGGCUCGGAGCCGUUUUUCAUCAGGAGGGGCUACAAACACAACAGCCCAGCCAGCACACCAUGAGAGCUCAUUUAUGUGGAAAUAAGACCUUCAGCAAACACAAGGAACUGUGUUGCCAGUCUAGUGUUGUGCACAAACCUUCACUGAAGUACAGGUGCUGUGAUAAAAAGGCGUAUCAUGUGGAGGAGCAGCUGUGUUGCGGUCCAAUUAAUGAUAAGAAGAUCCUGAUAAGGAUCUCCGAAGAUCACCAGUGCUGUCAUCAUGGCCAGUUCAACACCAAGAAUGAGUGCUGCUGUUGGAAGAAUGAUGUUGCUGAGAUACAAUCGAAGAAUUCAUCCUGCUGUGUGAAACAACAGACACUUGAGCUUCAAACCAACUGGUUUUGGCAUCAGGGGGCGCUGGAGCCUAUUCCAGCUUUCAUAUGCACUGAACCAAACACACAUCUCUGUGGGUCAACAUGCUACAAUCCAAAAGAACAUCGCUGCUGUGAGAGAAACCAAAAGCCUCAUUGGUUCUGUGCCUCAGGUAAAGCCACAGCCACUGUGUAUAACCCACACACUCAUGUCUGCUGUGAUGGAUGUAUAUCUGUGUGGAAGCCUUGGAUAGAUCAAUGCUGUGGAGAGACACCGUAUGGUUUGGCACAACGUGGAGUUCUCUGUUGUAAUAACACCUUGUACGAGGAUAGAGAAGAUGGAGAGGAAUGUUCAGAGAUGGGUUUUCCUUACAGCCCGGCUAAAGGGACUAUGUGUUGUUCUCAGUUUCAUGGCAGCCCUGGACAACACUGCUGUGGGACAGAAAUUUACCGUCCUCAUACUGAGAUCUGCUGCAACGGACACAGACAUCCCAAAUCAGAAAACAUUCACUGCUGUGGGGUUAAAGCGUACAACAUUAAAGACCCACAGAUGAAGUGCUGUGCAGGAACGUUGUACAAUCUGACGGUAUUAGAGAAGCAUGGAGGGGACGGCCAGUGCUGCGGAUCCAUUCUGCAAAAGCCACAGGACAUUUGCUGCUCAAGCGAGGACAAAGAGGUGCUCUACUCUGCCAAGACAGGUUUCAGAUGCUGUGGUCACCUCUACUACAGCACCACUCUGUGGUCAUGCUGUGCUGGGAGGCUGAGAUCAAUCCACAAACCAGGACAGGAUCAGAGAAAGAUGAUUAACGAAUCCAGACUUCUAUCUGUGAAUAUUUUGAAUAAUAAUGAUAUUUGCAAAGAAAUGCACAUCGGGACUGUGGAAAGUGUGUCUCUGCAUAGCAUUGUGUUCAGGAGCGUGCUGAAGAUCUGUGGGGGGACGAUAAUGAAAGCUCUGCCUUUGCCUCACAUCCUGAACACAGAUGAUCCCUGCAGCUCCCCUAAACUGAUUCCUGGGAAGACCUACUUCUUUAACAAAGUUCAUGUUUUCACUGAUUUCAACCACAACUCUGUUCUUCAGUCACUCCAUUUCAUUAUUUCCAAGUGUUCACCUUAGGUCACCACAGGCUGAUCUAUUUCUGAUCAGUGUUGAUCAGUCACUUUUCCUUGAUGAAGUAUUCAUUUUUGUUUACAUAUUUACACACAGUAUUUGGUUUUUCACUCAGAAAAGUUACAAAUUACAACCCAACCUUUCUUUUGGUAUUUUGGGUAUUACCACAACCAACAGCAAACUUGUUGAAAACCAACCCAAAGAAAACUUUUCAGAAAGCCAGUUUAUCGCUGCUUUUCUUACUCAUUGAGAAGUUUUGGCUCCUUUUCUGGUCAGGAUAUACACAGUUCGAACUACGCUCAGGGCACCAUGUUUGUUUUGCAGGUGCUUUAAAGGUGGAUAGUUGUUUCACACAAUAAAAUGAAUUGUAGAUCAUUUCUAUUUUUCCACAAAGUGCGCUCAGAUAUUGUUGCGCAAGGACACAUUUUAAUCUUUUCAUUAUUCAGAUUGAAGUAAAAACAAAAUAGUUUUAUUCAAAACUGUAAUGUGUUUAUCAAGAACAGUAACGCACAUUACAGCAUUACAGGCAAAUAUAAUGUGAUUACAGAAUGCCUUUCUUGUAAUGUGUCACACUCAACACUGCUUACUUUUUUUAAAUAAUCACAUUGCUUAUACAUUGCUAUCAGUAUACAAUACUUUUCAUGAUAUGUUACUCAGCCCAUGUCCAGCCAAACCUUGUUUUUCUGUGUUUUAACUGUCCCAAAAAGUCUGAUCACUGACAGAUUUAAUUAAGGAUGACUGAAAUGAGGAAGAACAAUGUAGCUAUAAAGCUGUAAUAUUUACUGUAAUGUCGUCACUCACACAAUUUAAGACAGUUAUCAAUACUUUAACACAAUUAGAUGGUGCACACUGUUGUUCAAAUCUAAGCAUGCAGCAAAUAUGUUUGGCACAACAGUGCAUUCAGAUCAUGAUUCUGAUUGCAAAAGCUGCCAAAUAAGACAAUCUUAAAAAAAAAAAAAAUCUUAGUGUGCAAUGUAGUAUAAUGCAAUACAACUAGCUUCUAUAGUCAAAAAAAGCUAAAGGAGCAGACAGUAUUUCCAAACUAGUGUUAAUUUGGGAUUAACAGUAGGUCACACCUUAGCUGUCAUAGUGGGAGGUAGCAUGCAAGAAUAUUAGCAUGCAGCUUGAUGUUCAUGCAAUUUUAUGCUGCUUUCUUGCACUAAAUUAUAAAUGGCAGCUGCUUUCACAUGUUCUUGAACCAUACAAUUGAUUGUAUACACGUACUGUACUGUAAACUGCAGGAUUUGUUUUGACUGAUAAUGCUAGUGAAUCAUGAAGCUGCCAAAACCAUGGAUACAAAUAUGCUACAAGGAUCCAAAACACCAACCAUUCAGAGGUCCCGCUAAAAAUGUAUUUCUGUUUCUGUUCUACCUAUUUUUAUUCAGCUUUGUUUAAGCUGCAGUUAUGUUGUUGUUGGUUUUUUUUCAUUAGAAUGUGAUUCAUGGAAUAUAUUAAAAGAUGCAGUAGCAGAAAUGGCAGGUGUUUCUUUAGUAACCAUAGACAUUUAAGGGAUAGACAUUUAAGCUACAAGCUAGAGAAAAUACUGCCUGUUCAACUGUGUUUGAUACUUUGCUGGUAUAAAAUUUUAUAUUGCAUGUUUAUGUUUAAUAUGUGACAG
This is a messenger RNA of Archocentrus centrarchus (flier cichlid), 3218 nucleotides long. RefSeq names its product galaxin-like. Lineage: Eukaryota; Metazoa; Chordata; Actinopteri; Cichliformes; Cichlidae. The record is from RefSeq and is a predicted model, not a curated record. The transcript has 13 exons. Bases 125 to 1606 code for a protein of 493 amino acids.